Psammomys obesus (fat sand rat) is the source of this 1198-nucleotide messenger RNA. RefSeq names its product olfactory receptor 5G3-like. Gene Ontology annotation, molecular function: odorant binding; olfactory receptor activity; G protein-coupled receptor activity. Gene Ontology annotation, biological process: G protein-coupled receptor signaling pathway; sensory perception of smell. Gene Ontology annotation, cellular component: membrane. The record is from RefSeq and is a predicted model, not a curated record. The coding region runs from base 254 to 1198 and encodes 314 amino acids. The transcript has 2 exons. NCBI's taxonomy places the organism in Eukaryota, Metazoa, Chordata, Mammalia, Rodentia, Muridae.
GUAACCAGCCUUUCUGUUCUCUGGUUUGGCCCUGGUUAGUCUUAAACUGGAGGGCUGAUGUGACUCGCCAGCUCAGUGCUGCUCCGCCGCCAGGUUAGAAAGUCCCGCUGUAUCUGGAGACUGGGUUGUUAGUCCAGAUGCUUUCUGGGAGGUCCUGGGGUCUCUUCACUGUGCUCUCCAAGCUUCGAAGGCCCAGCGCCUGGUGUGUCUAGCUUGUAUGGCGUUUCUGUCUGGUUUUGGUCCCAACUGACCAAUGGAAGAGAAGAAUAAGACUGCAGUGCUUGAGUUUCUCUUCCUUGGAAUCACAGACAACCUUCCUCAGAAGAUUGUCCUGUUCACCAUGAUUUUCUUUGUUUAUCUUGUCACCUUUGGGGGUAACGUGGGCAUGAUCACUCUCAUAUGGGUGGACCCCAGGCUGCACACACCUAUGUACUUUUUUCUCAGCCACCUGUCCUUUAUAGAUGCAUGCUCCUCUUCUUCUAUAGCUCCCAAGAUGCUGUAUGACAUUUUUGCAGAGAGCAAAGCCAUCUCUUUCAUGGGCUGUGCAGCACAGAUGUGGUUCUUUGGUCUCUUUGUGGCAACCGAGUGUUUUCUCCUGGCUGCCAUGGCCUAUGAUCGGUAUGCAGCCAUCUGUAAACCCUUGCUGUAUACACUCAUUAUGUCCCAGCAUGUCUGUAUGUUGUUGGUUAUUGGACCUUAUGCCAUUGCUAUUAUAAGUACAAUGACCCACACAACUUUAACCUUUAGCUUACCAUUCUGUGGUCCACACAUUAUCAACCACUUUUUCUGUGAUAUUUCCCCAUUGUUGUCUCUAGCAUGUACUGACACCCAGAUCAAUAAGUUGGUGCUUUUUGUCUUGGCUGGAGCAGUAGGUGUGCUCAGUGGUGUGAUCAUCCUGGUCUCCUAUGUUUGCAUCUUGAUGACAAUUUUGAAAAUUCAGACAGGCAAUGGGAGACGAAAAGCUUUCUCAACUUGUUCCUCUCACUUAGCAACUGUCUCUAUCCUGUAUGGGACACUUUUCUUCAUCUAUGUUCGACCUAAUACCAGUUCCUCCCUGGAUAUUAAUAAAGUGAUUGCCUUAUUUUAUACUGUGGUGAUCCCCAUGCUGAACCCCCUCAUCUACAGCUUGAGGAACAAAGAAGUGAAAGAUGCAUUCAGGAGAACUUUGGAAAAAAAACACUUUCUAAUAUGUGCUUAA